UGUCAUGACGGGAAACACGAGAGUCAAACUCACGGAUUUAACACAACACAGCAGAGGAAAACAACCGAAUCUUUUCUUCAAGAAGUGAAAAAGCUUUUUAAAUGCGGGAAUCAGCUGCAGAUGAGCCGGUGUGAAGAGAGAGGGCGAGCGACAUAGACACAGAGAGAGAGAGCUAGAGAGGGAGCAGCUGGAGGCGGCAGAGCGAGCUUCAGUAGUAAAGAGAGAGAGAGGAGGCAGCAGGACGGAGCAUGAAGGAGCUGCUGCGUUUCUGUUUCUGAGGACGAAAACAACAAACCGGUUACGAUGGGAAACACAGACAGUCACAGCAGCUUCGUCUCUCCGGCCAAGUCCUCCUGUGCGCUCAGGUUCUCCUCCAGGAGGGAGGAGGUGCCGUCAGCUCGCAGCUGGUGGAGGAGCAGUCAGGGAGGCAGCAGGAGCCGGGGGAGGUCUGCUGGCCCGCCGUACACCUCCUGGCAUUAUGAACAUGCACCAAAAGCAGCCAGAGGAAGCUCCAAGCUGGGAGCCGGAUCUCCUCAGAGGUACAUCAGAGGGGAGCGGGUGCAGGGAGGCUGCAGGAAGCAGUUUGGUUACUUGGACAAUGGCAGCAGGAGUAAUGGGAUCUGUGGGGAGCGCACUUCCCUGGAGAGUGGCGGUAGCCCGAAGGUGCUGCUCAGCAAAGAUGGCAGCAUGAGGGUGGAGUUCACCAAUGCCAGGGUCAGCCCCAGGGAGCCACAGGGGCUGGCCGGCCUCCCCGCCGCCACCACUGCCGCCCCAGUCGCAGAACCCUCCCUCCGCACCAGCAAGGGUAGCUCACUGAGCUCCGAUGGCUCCUGGUACGACUCGCCGUGGGGGACCGGCGGCGAGCUGGCUGACAACGUGUUCGUUUGUGGGGAGAGCGUGGCAAACAGCAGCGGCUACACCACCUACUCCUCCACCCGCACAGAGGAGACCGCAACCACCAGCAGCGGGUACAACACCUACUUCUCAGCCCAGGUGGACAUUUCACCCGGAUUUAACUCUAGCCUCCUCUUCCCCGCCGCGGAGACCAGCGAGUUCACCUCCGCCGCAGGAUACAACACCUGCUCCUCCGGUCGGACGGAGGACAGCGGCAUCGGAGACUCAGUGAUCCUGCAGCCUGACCUGAGAGACUUCAGCCUGGUUUCACCUUCCACCACCUCACUGGACAACGUUCACUCCAGCAACAACACGCUGCCCGCCUUCCCCAUCACACCAGACACCACCCUGAGGCAGCAGCAGAGGACCGCCAUCUCUUCCACGGCACUGCUGGAUGAAGUCAUCCAGGAGGAGGAGGGCUCAGGGGGAGGCGUGGAACCGCGUUACUCCUCCCUGACACUACCCUGUCGCAGGGCUGAACCCGUUACCACCGUCUCCACCUGCGGAAACAACCGCAAAGACUUCCUGAAGAGCCGAAUCAGACGACUCAGCGACUGGACAGGAAGUCUGAGCAGGAAGAAGAGGAGGAUCCAGGAGCCGUACGGCGGCGACACCGGUGAUGUUUUCACCAGCGGGCUGGACUCUGGGUCAGUUGCCUGCAGCACGCUGUGGUCCUCCAACCCUCUCCACACUCUGAACCACAACCCGAACCAGUUCCCAGCAGUCCACUGUGGCUCCUCCAGAAGCCUCAACCUGAACCAGAGCAGCGACAUUCAGCGGCAGAACGUCUACAAAAACUUCAUGCAGGAGCUAGAGACGGGCUGCAGCAGCACGGCCGACCGGACCGAGCCUUCAGAGGGGGAUGAAGAGGAAGAGGAAGAAGAGGGGGAGGAGGAGAUGGAUGGGGAGGUGGGAGGAGGCGAGCAGCUGGACAUCCUGUUUGAGAAGGAGCAGGGUGUGGUGCGACGGGCCGGAUGGCUCUCCUUCAAAGCUCUCCUCACUGUCAACAAGGACAGGAAGCUGGAGCUGGUGGCUCGCCGCAAGUGGAGACACUACUGGGUCACACUGAAAGGUUGCACUCUGCUGUUUUACGAGACUUAUGGAAAAAACCUCAGCACUGAGCAGGAGCUUUCUCCUCGUUACGCUCUGCUGGCUGACGACAGCAUCGUCCAGGCCAUCCCCGAACAUCCCAAGAAGGAGCACGUCUUCUGUCUGAGCAACUCGCACGGAGACGUCUACCUGUUCCAGGCCACCAACCAGACCGACCUGGAGAACUGGGUGACGGCGAUCCACUCGGCGAGCGCCUCGCUGCUGGCGAAGCGUCAGGGGAAGGAGGACACGCUGCGCCUCCUCCGCUGCCAGAGCCGCUCGCUGCUGCACAAGAUCGACAUGGACGGGAAGAUGAAGAAGAUGGCCGAGCUGCAGCUGUCCGUCAUCAAGGAGCAGAAGAACAGGAAGGCCGUGGAGAGCCAGAUCCAGCAGUGGGAGCAGAACCUGGAGAAACUAAACCUGGAUCUGUUCCGGCUGAGGUGUUACCUGUCCAGUCUGCAGGGCAGUGAGCUCCCAAACCCCAAGAGCCUCCUGGCUGUGGCCAGCCGGCCCUCCAAAAGCAUGCUGGGACGCCUGGGAGUCUUCUCUGUGUCCUCCUUCCACGCCCUGGUGUGCAGUCGAGAUGAGGUGACGUUGAGGCGUCGAUGCAGGACUCUGUCCGGGGGAAACCACAAGAGGAGGGGGCUGCCGUCCUCUCUGAAGGCUCUGGAUGGACUGAGCAGACACAGCAGGGGCAGCAGACACUCCUCAUCCCAGAGACUCAACUCUGUGUCCAGUCAGAGGGAGGUGACGCCCCCUGCAGGAUGUGCUGCAGCUCUGCAGGUGAGUGAUGAGCUGCAGCCCUCAGCACUCGAUGUUUUCACUCUCAACAUCUGUCGACUCGACGCUGCAAAAGACUUCGGUUUUGCGGUGACGGGUCACUUGGACGGAGCGGGGAGAAGUCACGUCUACGUCAGCGAGGUCGACCCGCUGGGACUGUCGGCCAGAGAAGGCCUCAGGGCAGGAGACGAGGUCCUGGCUGUGAACGGGGCCGCAGUGUCCGGACUGGACCUGGACCUGAUGCAGAGUCUCUUCAGCCACCAGAAGCUCCAGCUGCUGCUCAGGAGAGAUGAGUCCCCCGAACCCGCGGAACCUGCCGCCGUCCAGCCCGACCAGGAUGACCCCUGCCAGACCCCAGCCCCUCCGGACCACCAGGCCUGGACCACCGGUACCACAAGUACAAAUUCAGAUUCUUCGGCUCCAGACGGCGUCCUGCCUCCUGUCUUUGACGACUUUUCCUGGAAACCGUCUGAGGACGUCGAGCUGCAGAAACAGAACGUGGACCGGGUCUACUCUCUGUACCAGACCUUCCCAGAAGGCCGAGCGGCGGAGGCCGAUGUUCCCAGGAACCCGUACAACAGAGAGGCCGGCCUGCAGCCUGCGAGCCCCACCCACCUGAGUGUGUGUCAGCGUCUGCGUAAAGUCAUCCAGGAGCUGGUCGACACCGAGAAGUCCUACGUCAAGGAUCUGGUCUGUCUGUUUGACAUCUACCUGACUCCUCUGCAGAAGGAGACCUUCCUCAGUAAAGAAGAGAUGGAGGCGUUGUUCGGCAGUCUGCCCGAGAUGUUGGACUUCCAGAGAGUUUUUCUCCAAACGCUGGAGGAGAGAAUCGCCUCCUGUCCAAACUUCAGCAACCUGGAAACACCUGGACAGUUCAAGAAACUCCUCUUCUCGUUGGGAGGAUCGUUUCUCUACUACGCCGACCACUUCAAGCACUACAGCGGCUUCUGUGCGAACCACAUCAAAGUCCAGAAAGUCCUGGAGAGAGCGAAGACAGACGGAGCCUUCAAGCACUUCCUGGAGGCGAGGAACCCCACCAAUCAGCACUCGUCCUCUCUGGAGUCGUACCUGAUCAAACCUGUUCAGAGAGUCCUGAAGUAUCCACUGCUGCUCAGAGAGCUGGUGUCUCUGACUGACCCUGACAGCCCCGAACACACACACCUGACAGAGGCGCUGCGAGCGAUGGAGAAGGUGGCGAGUCACAUCAAUGAGAUGCAGAAGAUCUACGAGGAUUACGGCUCAGUGUUCGACCAGCUGGCUGCAGAGCAGAGUGGACCUCACAAACAGGUGACAGAGAUCUCGAUGGGGGAGUUCCUGGUCCAUUCGUCGGUGGUUUGGUUGAACCCGUUGCCCUGUCUGGGACGACUGAGGAAAGAACCAGAGCUCACACUGUUCGUAUUCAAACGGGCCGUCAUUCUGGUUUACCGUGAGAGCACCAAGCUGAAGAAGAGGAUGACGGGCUCUCGCUCAGCUGAUCUGGACCCCUUCAGGUUCCGCUGGUUAAUCCCAGUUUCAGCGGUUCAAGUCAGAGUGGCCAACAUCACAGGCUCAGAGAACCCGUGUGUUUGGGAGCUGGUUCACAGCAGGUCGGAGGUCAAGGGACGACCAGAGACGGUGUUUCAGCUCUGCAGCAGUGGUCUGGAGACGAAGACCAGCGUGCUGCAAGCGCUGCGCUCGCUCCUCAAAGAUCGGGCGCCCGCCGGCUCCCUGAGGAGGACCAGGCUGUCGACAGCAGAGAGGAGCAGCUCCUGGAGGAGGAGGCAGCAGCAAUGUCGCUCCGACAGCCAGAGGACGAGUCAUCGUCAGCCUGAGGAGAGCUGCAGACCUGAUGGCAGCUUCAUCUUGGGAGAAACCUGCUCGGAGCCUCUGCUGCCCAGCCACGCCCCCUCAGACUCUGCAGGGAAGAGGACCAGACUCUGCUCCCUUACCAGCGAGCUGGAGGCUCAGCUGCAGAGGCUGAACUUCACUGAGGAGGAAGCCGAGCGAGGAGCAGCAGCCUCUCCCAGCGACGACCGGAGGAACCGGACCGCCAGUCUGCGUCGAAGUCCUGGAGAAAUGCUGGACCUGCUGGAGAGAGAAUUCAGCGUUCAGAGCAUGACCUCCAUGAUUAACGAGGACUGUUUCUACGAGUCCGUGCUGGGGAUGCAGAAGGCUGCUGUUCCCACACUACAGGGCUAAAGCUAACAUGCUAAGACAGAGAUGACUGUACUACAGAAAUCUACAGGACUGCGAGAACCACAGAGUAAAACUACACUCCAGAUGCUUAAACUUGUAGCUUUUCAUUUAACCUGGUUCUUCCAUCUGUCUUGGAUCAACAGGAAGUUCUCAGACCUUCACGUGAGCCAUCACAUAUCAACUCAUCAUGCUGAAGGAUUCAUUCACAGUCAAGCACAAGCACACUGCUGACUGAUGGACCAACUUCCAUCUCUUUGACUUCUGGGGAUAGCACAACCUUUUGAAGGCAUCUGAUUGGAUAACCAGGAGAGGAAGUCCAAUCAGCUGUGAUACUUUAUCAAGCAAUGUCAGGAAUUUAUGAAGAUGUGAAGUGAAGCAACCAGAGCGUUAAGAGUCACUGUGAGGGGAAAAAUCUUUUGAGAAUAAAGUUAAAAUAGUUCCAGAAAACUGUUCAAAUGUUAAGGAAAAAGCCAUAAUGUUACGGCAAUAGUAAAAUAAUAAGUAUAAUUUCACAAAUCAGGUGAAAUAUUUUACGAGAACAUUCAUUUUAUGAGAAAACAUAUUACUAUGCGAUGUUAUUUUAAUACUCCCUUAUAAUAGUAGGUGAGUUCAGCCUGUCCACAAUCUGUUACAAGAGUUUGACUUUAUUCUCGAAUUCUUGAAUGUGACCUUUUCCACUAAAAUUAUGCCUUUAUUCUCAGAAAGUUGUCAUGACUUCUCAGAAAACUUAAUUUUUCAAAUGUCAGAACAUUUGCUUUUAAAAUUACAGCUUUCAUUCUCAAGAAAUCUUGAAAUCCUGCAAAGUUUUUUCUUACAAAAUUAUGACUUAAUUCCUAAAAUGUAACAUUUUCUUCCUCUUAGAAUUCAACCCUUUUCUCUCAUAACACAAAAUAUUUGGUUUUCUUAAAUUACAACUUCCCACAGCAUUUUUUUUAUUAUUCUUAUUAUUAUUAUUGAUUUUUUUUAAUAACUUUGAGAUUUUUCCUACAUCUUUUCUAUUACUUUUUUGAUGUCAAGCUUUUAUUUCCUCACAGUGGCCCUAAACUCUGUGAACAGAUUGAACUCCUGAGCCUUCCUUUAUGUUCAGGGCCAAACUGAUCAAACCCAGCAGACGUGAUGCAUCCACCAACAGGGCUAAUAAACUGGAAACCUUCAAAACACUUUCAGGAACUAUAGAACCAUUUUGAACUUUUUCAAGAAUACUGAAGAGGAUUUAAUGAUGAAGAAUAAUGAAGGAAUCUGACAGAAGACACUGGGUUUGUCUUCGUGUUUUUGAAAAAAAAUGCAGUGGAUUUUUUACAAGAACCAAAAUCUGUGAGUCAACUGACCAAGUACAACUGACCUCAAAAGCUUAAAAAUAACAAUGUCUAGAGUUCAGGUUCUGGAGUUCUGAUUUCAGGAAGCUCUCUGUCUGACGGAUCUGCAAAUCUUCUAUUUUACAUUUGGGAUUCAUCACAUUCUCGCAUUUUGCUCCAGAUCUGAAAAACAAAUGAAUGUUGGACUCUUGUUUUCAUUAUUUUUGUUGCACUCAGCUGCCUGAACUUGCUAUUUUUUAGCAUCCUCUGUUGUAAAAUUUCUGUAUAUACUUUUCAUGUACAGUUUAUUCUUCAGUUGUAGUUUUCUGUUUAACAGAUACUUUCUUGACAAAAGCAGUUUGGAUUAAAUGUCUGGAGCUGCUGGAUCGGAUCAAAGCCUUUGUAUAACAGCCAGGUUGAAACAUUGGAUGUACAUAUUUUGUCAUGUUUGUUUUGUGUAUUUCAGUUUUGUGACUGAGGCAGCAUUUCAUUUUAAAUGAACUUUUCAAGUUAUUUUUAUUGACUGUUAAAGCGUUUGGUAAUUUAUUUUCUUUAAUAUUUGUGUACAACCUUUUAACGACU
This is a messenger RNA of Chelmon rostratus (copperband butterflyfish), 6815 nucleotides long. RefSeq names its product T-lymphoma invasion and metastasis-inducing protein 2 (gene tiam2b). Gene Ontology annotation, biological process: activation of GTPase activity; small GTPase-mediated signal transduction; positive regulation of axonogenesis. The record is from RefSeq and is a predicted model, not a curated record. Gene Ontology annotation, molecular function: protein binding; guanyl-nucleotide exchange factor activity. The transcript has 24 exons. Lineage: Eukaryota; Metazoa; Chordata; Actinopteri; Chaetodontiformes; Chaetodontidae. Bases 304 to 4941 code for a protein of 1545 amino acids. Gene Ontology annotation, cellular component: membrane; synapse.